AUAUUCUCACUUCUACAGCGUGUUUAACCGAUGUUAUAAUAAUUGCUUCAUGUCUUACAAAUCUCAGAAUCAUAAUUCGCAUAUUACAAACACCUGUUGUCAAGGAGACAAAAAUUAUCAAAAUACUAACUAACAUCUGAAAGUGAUCAGUUCAUUAAUACAAACGUCGAAAUGAUCAGAACAUCUCUGUUUGAAUUCAUGCUUUUAACGCAUUUUCUUUUCAUAUAUCAGUUUCUGAGAUUCUGAGAUUCCAUCAUCAUCACAGAACAAGUCACAUUAAGCUGACAUGGGAGAUAACCGUACUAUAAUAACGGGCGACGUUUACCUUGAUAAAUGUGAUAUCUGAAAAACUUAAAUAUUGUUAUCGGCCAGGUAAUAAAAACAAAACAUGGCGGAUAAUAAUGAAAGGACUAAAAACAGCACAGUUUUUACGCUGAAGGAUUUCACGGAAUGUUUCACACCACCUAAAACAUUCAAAGUUCUAGGGGGACGUGGAUUGUACAGUAAUGCCCAUACUACCGCACUCCGAGUGGGUGACUCUUUAUACCUACAUACCUUAGCGGUUGAGUGGAUAUGUUUGUCAUUUUUUGACACAGACACAGGUAUACGACGUGAGGUAAAGGUCCCUCCAGACAGUCACAUUAAAUUCAAUAUCGUACACAGAUCAGAAGAAGCUUUUCAAAGGAUUUACACUACAGUAGGUGAACUAUUAGAGGCCUGGCCGACAAGAUUUCAAGCCAACUAUGGACGAGAGGAUCCCUAUCUUCCUCAAAUAUUCAGGAAAGGUGAACGGUUUAGAUUCAUUCGGAGAGCUCAGAAUCCAAAGGACAGGAAACUGUGUUUAGAAUGUGAGGACGAAUCUGGACAUAUUUUGACCUUACCCGGUAAUUGUAGAGGGGAUUUCACUGUACUGGACGAUCCCAAGUCUUAUAAUCUCCAGGAAAUUGUGGCCUUCGGGGAUACGGAAAGGAAAUUAAAAUUUUCAGAGGAAAAUAUUCAGUUAAUAGCUGUUGAUAACGAUGAAAGUUCAUUCUAUACAAAUGUAGGCAAUAACGGAGAAAUUUUAACCAAGCUAACAGGACUACCUCUGACUUAUAAAGGUCUGAUUACUAUGCGCAAACCUAACUUCUUUGUUAUUGUUUCACCACAAGAUAAUCACGAUAUAAAGUGGAAAAUAUCACUCGAAGACGAAAUAGAAGUGAUGGAUCAGCUAGACGACUUUCUACCAUCAACCAGAGACAUGCCUCUGAAUGAAUUCAUAGACAAUUUCGAGUUAGACCUUCCUGUUAUUGCAAGAAUCUCUAAUUACGGCAAUAAAAUAACUCGUUUCGAAGAUCAUCUUUCUCCUGGAACUGAAGUAAUUAUUCAUCGUUUUGAUAAAGAUGUUGAUAGAAUUCUUGCAAGUACCAAAUGUGAUAUAUUUAGUUUAGGAAGUGAUGUUCAGGGUAAAUUCGACAAAUGUAGCAGACGUUUUAAUUCCGUUCAAGCAGUUUUAGACACACGAGAAAAGAUCAAACUCAAAGUAACAGAAUCAAUAGCAUGCGAUGUUCCAGAACCUUUCUGUUUAAAAUGCGGCGACAUUCUUAAAUGCACAAAUUUUAACAUACAAAACGUGAAAAUAAGAUAUGGCAAAAAAGUAUAUGGUGAAUGUCAAGUUGUUCAGUGGGACAUAUUAGAUGACACUGGUGGUCGUGCAAUAAUUAAACUACCUGCAGAUCUUGAAGUGACGUUGCUAGAAAUUGCAGAAGACGACGGUUUUGAUGUGUCGAACAUUUUACAGUAUCGCGUUGAAGUGCCUAUGGACGCUUAUUCAUUAGAUAGUGAUAGCUUUGUGCCAUUUAAUCAAAGUAUCCGUUUCGAGCAUUACGUUUCUGACCCUCUUGUACUCAUUUCGCCUAUACCUCGCAAUUCUGAUACAAAACACUCAUGUCUCGAUGCCAAAAUUGACCUUUGUUUAAUGGUGCCUUUACGUCAUGACUUGACAUUACAUCUCAGAGAACGAUUGCAUUUCCCACCUAGUUACUUCAUACUGCCAAGACGGAAGAAAUGGCUGUCAACGGGACCAGAGAAAAUAUCACUUGAAAUAUACAACAAUUUAAUAAAAUAUAAUGAUCAAGCUUACGAAGAUUAUGAAUGCAAAGAUGAACAAGUUGAUACUGCCUCAGGAAAUACUAAUUUUGUCGACAGGAUGAGGGAUGGCGUUCGACGUUUAUCUAAAUUAUCACUGAAGAUGACAAGGUCAACAAGUCAAAUUAAUGUACCAGACGAGGAGAAAACACCUGACCUUAGACGAAACUACUCUUUCCAAAGCGAAACAAAUAUUCCUGGAGUAUCUAACAAUUUAUAUGAAAGUGACCCCAGAUACAACGAUGACAAUAUCUAUGAAGAUUACUCAGGUGCUAUUCGACGUCCAGAGAAAAAUAAACAAUCCGUUGGUAGAAAACUUCUACGGAGACUGUCCAAGAGAGGGAAGAGGUGACAUUACUGCAACGAUCGUGCACUGACAUUCCAUUCAGAUACCAGCUCGUCAUAAUAGACUUCACACAUAUAUAAUUGUUUUAAAAUAUAUACCUAAGGACCUUUAGAUACCAGCUCGUCAUAAAAGACUUGAAACCAAAUCUAUUUGUUAAAUAUAUACCUAAGGAACAAGACAAAUCAAUCGGACCACAUUGUAUUGGAGCUAUUUUAAUAUAUGUUAUAUAUUAACACUAUACA
This is a messenger RNA of Mytilus trossulus (common blue mussel), 2715 nucleotides long. RefSeq lists its product as uncharacterized. The transcript has 4 exons. The record is from RefSeq and is a predicted model, not a curated record. Gene Ontology annotation, cellular component: nucleus; cytoplasm. Lineage: Eukaryota; Metazoa; Mollusca; Bivalvia; Mytilida; Mytilidae. The coding region runs from base 389 to 2479 and encodes 696 amino acids. Gene Ontology annotation, biological process: T cell receptor signaling pathway.